Malania oleifera is the source of this 1149-nucleotide messenger RNA. RefSeq lists its product as uncharacterized. The coding region runs from base 429 to 902 and encodes 157 amino acids. The transcript is spliced from 3 exons. Gene Ontology annotation, biological process: intracellular sphingolipid homeostasis; negative regulation of ceramide biosynthetic process; ceramide metabolic process. Gene Ontology annotation, cellular component: endoplasmic reticulum membrane. The record is from RefSeq and is a predicted model, not a curated record. NCBI's taxonomy places the organism in Eukaryota, Viridiplantae, Streptophyta, Magnoliopsida, Santalales, Ximeniaceae.
GAAAUUGACAUCUUCUUUUCAUUAAUAACAUCCUAAAAUAAGGGCCGCAAAAAAUUGCUCUAUGCACAAUGACAUAUACCUUUAACAGCUUCGUUUUUGUGCACUAUAAAAAAAACUCAACCUUAGUUUUUUCUUUUGAAAAAUAUCAACGUAAUACUCGUUGAAGAUUUAACAUUAGAUAGCUUUGUGCUUUGUAGGUGGGAAAUUAAUUUCGGUCGACGCCCAGAACGCAGAGAGAGAGAGAGAGAGGGAGAGAUAGAGAGAUGUGGGGUUUUGAUUGAUAUCUGAUUUAGGGGGAAGGCGGUGGAUGGAAUUAACUUCUUCUGAAUAUUAAUCGGAUCAAUCCUUAUCAGCUUCGUCGUCAUCAUUAUCUUCUUCUUCUUCUUCUUCUUUGGCAAUCUACCGGGAAUUGGAAGUGAACGAUUCGAAUGGCGAAUUUGUACGUGAAGGCGGUGCCGCCGGCGGAUAUGAACCGGAACACGGAGUGGUUCAUGUACCCAGGGGUGUGGACGACCUACAUCCUCAUCCUCUUUUUCUCAUGGCUCCUUGUUCUUUCCGUCUUCGGCUGCUCUCCUGGCAUGGCCUGGACCAUCGUCAACCUCUCUCACUUUAUGGUCACAUACCACUUCUUCCAUUGGAAGAAAGGAACUCCGUUUGCAGAAGACCAGGGGAUCUAUAAUGGGUUGACUUGGUGGGAGCAGAUUGAUAAUGGGAAGCAGCUCACACGGAAUAGGAAAUUCUUAACCGUUGUGCCUCUCGUUUUGUACUUGAUAGCAUCACAUACAACUGACUACCAACAUCCGAUGCUCUUUUUCAACACUGUUGCUGUGAUUGUGCUAGUUGUUGCCAAGUUCCCUAAUAUGCACAAGGUCCGUAUCUUUGGGAUCAAUUCAGAUAAAUGAGCGAGCUGCACUUGGAAAAUAGGGUUUUACUCGUGUGGAAGCCAGCCCUUGAUCCUUCACUUGCUCUACUAAGUGGGUACAUCUUUGUAUAGAAGUUGGGAACAGAGGAUAUUCUGAUGUGUAUUUUUUUUUUGGUCGUGACUAUUUUUACCGUGUAUGGAAGUAAUGUGUAUUGAGCUAUUUUGUACAGUCUGAAAAUUUUAAUGCAUCCGCAAGAGUACGGGUACCAUACAAAAGUUUUAUUACA